Gymnodraco acuticeps is the source of this 1824-nucleotide messenger RNA. RefSeq lists its product as uncharacterized. Gene Ontology annotation, molecular function: nucleic acid binding. The coding region runs from base 284 to 1561 and encodes 425 amino acids. The record is from RefSeq and is a predicted model, not a curated record. The transcript has 8 exons. NCBI's taxonomy places the organism in Eukaryota, Metazoa, Chordata, Actinopteri, Perciformes, Bathydraconidae. Gene Ontology annotation, biological process: DNA integration.
AUAAUUCCACAAGUGGUGAUAGGAUGAUAUGGUGAUACACACUCUUGUACAGUAGGUGGCGGUAUGCACCUUCACGUUGUUUGCAAUCCGCCAAAAACCGAGAGAAGAAGAAAACAGACAGGCACAACAAGCUCAGUAUUUUCAUCCUGAUUGUAUUUUGGAUGAUUAGCAACGUUAGCAGUCGCUUGCAUUGCUGCUAAACAUGCCGAUUAGUACUCUAAAGCACAUGUUGUUUACCUAGCGUCAUACUCGCUGUUCACUUGAGUGAUUUUCAGAGUAAAGCAUGUUGAGCUCAGAGUCUCUGCAGGUCGCUGAGGAGGAGGUGGUGCUGGAGUCUAGCUCCAACAACUGGGAGAUAUUUACACUUUUGUGGCUAAAGGAUGCUUUCCUCACACCAUGCAUCCUCUCAGGAAGAAGAAUCUCAAAAGAUACGCUCAGAAGUUCAUCAUUGAUGAGGGGAAGCUGUUACUACGUCGGGCCGAAGAAGGAGGAGAAAGAGGGAGGUGGUGAUCGAGGCAGAGAGGAAGAGGCAGAUUUUCCUCGACUGCCACUUCAACGACAUCGGUCAUCACCUCGGCCAGAAAGAAAGACCGUGCACCGAAUCCAGAGCAAGUACUACUGGCUGGGCAUCAUCAAGGACGUGGUGGACUGGAUCAAAGUGUGUGACACCUGUCAGCACACAGAAAGGAGUAAAAACCUGGCCAGGACGGUCCGGCCCAUUAAAGUGGACGCACCUUGGGAGAUCGUUGGGAUUGACAUUAUAGGGCCUUUCCCAGAGACGCAGCAGGGGAACUCUAACGUCAUAGUGCUCAUCGAUUACUUCAGUAAAUGGCCCGAAGCUUUUCCGGUUCAGAGGACGGACGCUCUCUCUGUCGCAAAAUGUAUUUCCAAAUGCAUAUACAGGUUUGGUGCCCCUAAAACAAUAGUGUGCACGCAGAACGCUGACUUCUGUGAUGAGGUGAGCGAGCGCCUGAGCGACAGGUGGAGCAUCGUGCAGGCGGUGUCUCCUCUGGAUCCGCCUCAGCUCAACCCUCUGCACGACGGCAGCUUCUCGCAGCUGAAGGAGGCCGUGGAGCAGAUGGUGGCGGAGAAGCAGAGCCAAUGGGACGACUUCCUGGACCCCGUGCUGUUUCUGUUCAGAACGUCCAGCAACCCCACCACCAAGUUCAGCCCCUACUCCCUCAUGUUCAGCAGGAAGCCUGACCUGCCCGACCAGACGACGUUGAGCCUGCUGAGUUACGACGACCAGGAGCAGGAUGAGUUCUCCACGACGGAGAAGGCCUCCUCGUUUCUGAGCGCGAUGCAGGAGCAGCAGAACUCUGUGAAGCAGCUGGUGUUAGCCAACAUGACCGCGGCCUACAAACAGGAGAAGAAGAAGAACGCCAAGCGCCGGACGCACAGAUCGCCCUCCGUGACUUUCAAACUCUCCGAGCCUCAGUACGCCGCCGGAGACUCGCCCUCGCCAAAGAAACUGAAGGACAGUUUGUAUUUAUCUUUCCCUGUGGAGCAGAUCAGCUCAGAGGACAUGAAGACGGAGACGUUAGCUUUUCACUUAGCGUAGCACGACAAAACACACACACACACACACACACACACACACACACACACACACACACACACACACACACACACACACACACACACACACACACACACACAUUUGAAACAGAAUCCAUGGACCGAAAAGGAGAAACAGACAUGGAUGAGUUCCUCCUUUUAUCCCGACAAAAACAUUUCCCAUGAUGAUGUUAACUUAUUUUUGUCCGCUGUGUUAUACGAUAGAUUUCUAAGCCACAAUACUUUUAAAUAAAGCCAUUGUUUCGU